CGCUAACGAGCACCGAAAUACGAGCAAGGGUCAGGGAGAGGGAGAGAGCAAGGGAGAGGGAGGGAGGGUUAGCGAAAGAAUUCAUCUGAGCCACAGUGGCUGUAAAACUCACCAGCAAAAAAAAAUUACUGCUAAAGCAUCAACGGUAGAAGGCAAAGAGGGGGGAAAAAUCGCGCUCUCGCUUCGUACGCCUCGGAGCGAGAAAUGGAUCUACCUGCCGUCGGAGAGCAUGUCUUCGCGGUGGAGGGCAUCGAGAAGAAGCGCAUUCGGAAGGGUAGGACCGAAUAUCUGGUGAAGUGGAGAGGAUGGUCACCGAGAUACAACACAUGGGAACCGGAGGAGAACAUCCUCGACCCGCGCCUUCUCGUCGCCUUCCAAAACAGAGAGAGACAGGAGCAGCAGAUGGGAUAUCGCAAAAGAGGACCUAAACCCAAACAUCUUCUGAUCCAGUUACCUGCAUUUGCAAGGAGGUCCAGCAUCCUUGCAGAUCUCCAGGAGACAUCACUGGAUGACGAGAACCAGUUCAAAGUGGAUUCGCUACAGAUGCACCGGUCACAGCCUCAGCAUUACCAACUCAACAGCAAAAAACAUCACCAGUACCAGCCCAACAGCAAGGAAGUCCCGACAGAAGCUCACACCAAUGGCAAGAAGAAGCACUUCUAUCAGCUAAACAGCAAGAAACACCAUCAUUACCAACCAGACCCUAAGAUGUAUGACCAGCAAACCGCAAAGCCUAAAGAGGUUAAAGGGCAUGACCCAUCUAUUAAAGGAUGGAACCUCCCUCCAGCCUUGCAACAGAAAUGGGUGCGUGAUAAGGACACUGGUAGCUUGAAUAAAGUCAAAGAUCUAUCCAUGGAGCAUAAGCAACUUCUUAUACCCACUAGCAAAGAAGACCAAACAGUAAAGACAACCUCGAAGGAUCCCUUGCUUUCCAGUGGCAUCAGCAGUAAGAUGAAGAUCAUCAGGAACAAAAACAAAAAUGGCCGAAUCGUCAUUGUUAUGAGCAAGUACAUGGAUAAUGGAGUCCAGCCUUCCAAAGUGAAAAACAGGGAUUCUCCUGGAACAGAGAAACCAAAACAAUCAGAGGAGUCUAUAAAUGGCAAUGCAGCCAAUCUUGUAAAAGUGACAGCCAGGGAGGAGAAUGGUGAUCCUAACCACUUAGGAGACAGUGCAUGUGUUACCAGAGAAUUUGUUCAUAAAGUGCCGCACAAAAAGUUUGAGCUUUCAAAAGCAAAACUGAACCCUGAAGCAGGUCACAGAACAGAACAAGAGGCGAAUAAGAUCAAUUUAUCAUACAAUCCUUCUCUGCAAUCAUCCAACAAAGCUAGCUCUUCACCCAUAUCAGUUGGGGGAGAUGUGCCAUUGCAAAAGGACUCCACCAGUCACCAUCUCAGCCAUCGUAAACGGAACCUGUCAGAACCUAACAAGGCUGCAGGCGAUUGUAAGAAGUUUCUCAGCUCCAGAAGUAUCAGUGCUCCCAAUCCAGUGGUCCUUUCUCCUGAUAGGGAACCUUUAGACCUGCACUGUUCUGGCCAAAACUCCAGUACCAUCUUCAACUACAAUGUUACUGACACCAUUCCUGAUGAACCAAUCGACUUGAGCUGUGGGAGGACUAGGCUACAUGCAGAAGCUCCCACAGAGUCCCGUGUCACAUUGGACAACACAUCUGAGACUUCAGAAAAGUCAGAAGAACCGGUUAGCUAUUUUAAGCCAUUUUCAGGUAACAUCAUCAUUACGGAUGUCACCACAAACUGUCUGACUGUGACCUUUAAGGAAUAUGUCUCCAUUUAACGGCCUUCGAUCUGACACCGAGGACUGCUGAUGCUUAUAUGGAUUUGUAGAUAUGUAAUUAUUAGAAGAAUUCUGUACAUAUGUAUCUAUAAUUUGUCAUGUAUAGAAAGCAAUUUUUUUUUGCAGUGUAGGUUUUUUUAUUUCAUUUGGAAUAUGUUUAAGGCCUGUACAUGCACAGAUUAAAAUGGAGUGUUUUGAAUGUUUAAAAACAGGUACAGUCUGUACUUUGAAGGAAUCAAUAUGGGAGAACAUGCUUAAGAAGUUGUUAAAGCAUCACUGAACAAGCACUUACUUGCUUUCAAGAUCUUGCACACUAAAUGAAAAUGACCGUUAAAUACAGAUGUGUGCUUUAUAUUUCAAGCCUUAUUUAAACCAUCUCUUUUCCAGUGCAAACAUGGUUUUACAAUAUUAUACGUUCCUUACAAAUAAGUCUGUGACAUUUUAGGCAGUUAGAGCAGAACUUAAUCUAAUGUCAGAUGGAUAUUCAGGGUGUUUUGUAGAGUUUUUCUUUUUUAAAUCUGUAUUUUACUUUAAAGCCACACUUCCAUUGCUGCAUAGUUGAUUCUAUUGGGAGAGAUACAGGUCUUUGCUGUGCAUUGUUGAAAUAACCUCAAUCACACAGCACUGUUUGCUCAUUUGGUUAUCUUCACCUUCCCAUUUAAUGGUGUAAGCUGCACUUUGUCAUCAGUUAAGACGCUUUAGUUAAGGCCUGAAUGACACUGAUCAACAGGGUAGAUCUUCCCUAUCAUACUGUGGUUGAAUUUCAUGCUGAUGAACUUGUACACCAGUACAUGUCUUUUUUUCCUUCCUGAGAUUCUACACAUUGCAUCAUACUUAUAACUGCUGAAAUGGUUUUUAUUUUUAUGUCAUGUUUUUUUUCCUCUGUCUAUAUUUUCGGUGUGACAUACUAAUAACAAUGUAUGACCAAACAAUUUAUUUUAGACCAUUUGUAACCCUGUAGCACAUAAUAUUGUAAAACUGCUGCUAAAGUGUAUUACUUAGUUGGAGUAAUAUGUUAUGGGGGAAAAUGCAGAAUAUGCUGUAGUCAUCAUUAGUCUAAAUUUGCCUUAAAUGAGUAAUAAUAAUAAUAAUAAUAAUAAUAAUAAUAAUAAUAAUAAUGAUAGCGUAUCAAUAUUUUACAAAGCUUAUUGUAGUGAAACAAUCAUAGUCAGUACCAUAUCCAGACAGCAAAUCUAUCAGGUUUUUGAAGUGGACCUGACUUAACACUCGUGACUCUACUUACGACAAACCAUUAUCCAUGGAACUGACAAAAGUAUGAAGCUUUUAGAUGUGAUCAGUAGAUGUGGCUUGAUUACUGGAAGCACAACAAAAGCAACAAAGCCAAAAACGAGACCAAGAAUUAUUUGGUACUUUGUUCAACAGUGAUAUUUUAGAAAGGUGGGUAGGUUCAUUGUUUCAUUUAGCAGGAGAGGGAUUCUACUGCUAUUUCACAUGUGUCAAGAUGUUGAUUUCAGAAACUGCCCUCCGAUACACAACAAUGAUUAAAAAAACGACAAAAAUUAACAAAACUUUAAUAAAUCACGUCAUGAUGUUUCA
This is a messenger RNA of Hemibagrus wyckioides, 3348 nucleotides long. It is a transcript of the gene cbx4, whose product is annotated as chromobox homolog 4 (Pc class homolog, Drosophila). Bases 205 to 1791 code for a protein of 528 amino acids. The record is from RefSeq and is a predicted model, not a curated record. Lineage: Eukaryota; Metazoa; Chordata; Actinopteri; Siluriformes; Bagridae. The transcript is spliced from 5 exons. Gene Ontology annotation, biological process: negative regulation of DNA-templated transcription.